AUGUCAGUGGGUAUGGGCCAAGAUGUGACAAUUGUCGUCAGUGAGGGAGUGACGACCACGCUCUUCAACCGAGAUGAAGAUGAUUUCUUUGAAGGAUUAUCAGCACGCAUCUCGGAUUUGCAACGUCCACUGGUAUCUCCUCUUGAACACCUGCUCGAAAACACAACACGAUAUCUUCCAAUGCCGGCGGAGGAAAUCCAGAUUCGCCAUGCAAUUAGUGAGGCAUCCGCGCGCCUGUCUGAAAUUGACCGCGCUGCAGUGCAGAUACAGCGCCUCCUCCGAGACCUCGAACGCGAACGUACAAACGUGCAAGAGUUUGCAAACAAGUAUCGGGUCCUUAUCGCACCUGUGUGGGAGCUACCUCCCGAAAUCCUGUCCUACAUCUUCACCCUAGCCCUACCUUUGUCCCCUCCUUCAGAGAUCAGCAGGAGGACGCUGAGGCCUGCCCUGGUCCUGGCUCAUGUCAACCAGCACUGGAGAAAUGUGGCCCUCUCCACUCCGCAGCUCUGGACAAACAUCUACAUUGACGCUUCGACGCUCCAGCAUGAGCUGUGCAUACCUAGACUUCUUGUCAAGCGAUCUGGUGACUGUCCGCUGACCCUCCACGUCCGCCAUCAUGCACCGUACUCUGAAGAAAUUGCUGAAUUGCUCAUCUCACUUUCUCCUCGCUGGGAACAUGUCUCUCUCGAUAUCAGCAUCGUGAUGAUAGAAGGUCUCAGCCGCAUACAAGGUCACCUCCCUUCCCUCCGCUCGGUCGAAAUUAAGGCCUCUCUACGCUGGACGGACGAAACACCCCGCGCACACCUAGGGUUCUUCUCGAACGCCCCUCUCCUACGGCAUGUGGCCAUCGCCUCUCCCUUCAUCCCAGACUACCGCGCACUUCCGUGGCACCAACUUACGUCCUACGACGGCCCUGUCUCCGUUGUCGACAUUCCACGCAUCUUCGAGGUCGGCCCAAAAUUGCAGGAAUGUUUCAUCCAGCCCAUGCGCAUGACCCCCGGCCAAAUCCUCCCCACUGAGCCACCGGAAGCCUCCGCCCACAGCACUCUCACAUCCCUGCACCUCAGCACGGGCCUCCUCUACAACAUCUUCAUGCAGGUCCACCAUCUCCCUGCAUUCCCCAACCUCCGGCGCCUCUUCAUGUACUACGACAAACGCGUCAUCACCACAAACCCCUCGCAGACGCUUGUGCCCCUCUUCGCCAAAUCAGGUGCCCAGCUCGAGGAGUUGACGUUUGGCGUGUCGACCGACACGAGUACGAUCCGCACCUGUCUGAUCCACACGCCCGAGCUGAGGGUGCUCCAGAUCCACCGUGUUGCCUGCGACGAGCUGCUCAACUUCCUCACUCUCCCACCAGAAGACGAGACACCCCUCUUGCCCAAACUCGAGACGCUGCGGCUCUCCGGCAAGGUUUAUUUCCAGGCAAGGACCGUCAUCAAAAUCAUUCGCGCCAGAUGGGCUCAAAGCGAGGAAGACAGGCAGCACCCCAACAAGCGCCUCAAGUCGAUCGCCAUCCUUCCUCCCAGGCAUGAUAAGUUCGAGCCCGAGGCGAGGAAGGAGUUGCUUGCCUUCAACGAGAAGGGCUUCACGGUCGUUAUCCGGCCGUUGGACAGAGCGGCUUUCCGGAGCCGUACGCCAUCGUCUUUUUGUUGA
Molecule: messenger RNA, 1653 nt
Organism: Cyclocybe aegerita
Lineage: Eukaryota; Fungi; Basidiomycota; Agaricomycetes; Agaricales; Hemipholiotaceae
Source: the annotation of a GenBank genome assembly